AUGAUGUUCCAACAGUUGACCAGAGUUGCCGCCAGGAGGGCGUUUUCUGCCUCCACCAGACAAUCCGCCGUGCAUUUCAAGGAGGGUGUGUACACCAACAUCCCAGUCAAGGUCCACAACAGAAAGAUCCCAUUUGCUCUAAUCCACUUUGGGUUCUUCACCUUGGGGUUCUUGGUGCCAUUUUUCUCGUCAUACGUCCAGUUGAAGAAGUCUGGUGUGUUGUAA
This is a messenger RNA of Lachancea fermentati, 225 nucleotides long. The record is from the annotation of a GenBank genome assembly. Lineage: Eukaryota; Fungi; Ascomycota; Saccharomycetes; Saccharomycetales; Saccharomycetaceae.